AUGAUCUAUCUCAACCUUCUCGUUCUCGAAGCCUCCUUGCGCGCCCAGUACCUCGAGCUCCGAGCGCGGCGCCGACACCAUACUUUCUUUCUUACCCUCCUCACGUUAUGGAUAGCCGCCUUUGGCUACGGCCUGUUUUUGCGCCUAGGGAGGAUGGCGGCCAUGGCGGAUCUGUCUACUGGGGUGUCGAAGUGGCCCAGAAGCUCUUCAUACCGAUACGUUGACCCGGCAAUCCUCCGAGAGGUGGAAAAGGACCUCAACAUCCGUAGCGAUACGCAUACUACCCUCCCCAUCUUGCUAGAGGAUGAGGAGCGGGGCGGGCACGAGGAAGACCUUUCGCCGGGAGGCGAUUACGUCAAGCUCCUUCUCUUGCCCAAAUAUUUUACCGCCAACUUUCGUGAGAAUUGGGAGCUCUACCGCACCGAGUAUUGGGAGAGGGAAAACGAGCGCCGGGCCCUGCUGCGGUCGAAGCUCAAGAGCAAGAGCCGGGAGUAUGCUCGGCAACGUUGGGGCAUCUUUUGGUGGAUGCCGUGGCACCAAGGCGACAUCAACCACUCGUCGAGAAGCGCUACCCCCACCAUCGAGAUGGAGGAUCCCACGGGGCUCAUGAGGAAAGUGAGUUCCGGCUCGGCCACAUCUGAGAAGGCAAGGAAGAGGCUAUCGGCGACAGCCGUCCCGCGCAGGAGACCUGAAUCGAGAUCUGUGACACCUGAUAUCCCGUCUCCGUUGGCACAGGAGAGCCACCUCGGCGAUGACGUAGGGGCGAUGGGAUAUGUGCGUAGGAAGUCAUCCGGGGCCAGCCUAGGGUCAGCCAAGGAAUUCAAGUGA
Messenger RNA from Parascedosporium putredinis, 828 nucleotides. The record is from the annotation of a GenBank genome assembly. NCBI's taxonomy places the organism in Eukaryota, Fungi, Ascomycota, Sordariomycetes, Microascales, Microascaceae.